AAUAAUUUAAUGCCUUCAUCAAUCAUGUCAACAUCUCCAUUUAAUUCAGAUAAUAAUUUACCAGUUGAUGAGGUAACAAAUCAUCCUUUAUUCCAAGCUUAUUCAGAACCAUCAUUAUUUACUACAUCUUUCCAACAAAUUUCAUCUACUGAUGUCACUUUUAUUCCAACUGUAGUUUCGUCAUCAUUAUCACCUCCUUCUUCACUUCAAAAUUCUUCUGGAACAUCUCAAUGUCACUGGAAUAUUACAAAUCCUAAUACAGAAGAUCAACUACAAAUUUUAUUAAAAUUACAUAAUUUAUUUGGUCUCAGUAUUUUUGAUAAAUCAAAUCUAACCAGUAUGAACUCAAUAAGCUUGAAAGGUGAAGAUAGCACCUUUAAUAAUCAAUUAUUUCUUAAUAAUAUCAUAUCAAAUUCUAAAACAAGCUUAUCUGAUCAAAAUCAAAGCAAUUUAAGCUUAAACUUUAAUUCUGAAACAAUUUCUCCUAUCAAUUCAUCAUCUUAUAUGAUGUCCAUAAUGAUGAAUGCUCUUAUAAAUAAAGAGCUACUGGAACACUUACAUCCUUUAUCACCUUUUCAGCAUGAGGCUCUGUCUCAUCAUCAACAUCGGAAACUGAUGCAACAACAACAACAACAACAAAAGUUGCACUAUCAACAAUCACCUGAAAUUGUUCCACAGUUAACAGUAUCAGAUCAAAAUCAAAUUUUGGCAAACAUUUUAACAUCACGUUUAUUUUUGGAUAAUAAUGAAAACUUUAUCAAGGAUUCAAUGCAGAGAAAUGUUUUAAUGACAUCAGAUAACAGGAAACCAAAACGAAUAAGAACAGCCUUUUCACCAUCACAAUUAUUUCAGUUAGAAAGUGCAUUUGAGAAGAAUCAUUAUGUUGUUGGACAGGAACGUAAAGAUUUGGCCACUGAAUUAAAUUUAACUGAAACUCAAGUAAAAGUAUGGUUUCAAAAUCGUCGAACAAAGCACAAACGUUUACAUACUGAUGCCAAAGAUGUUUUGAGUAAUUCAACUACCAAAGAACGAAGAUUAAUAUCCGAUAGUGAUGAUGAUAGUGAUGAUGGUGACGAAGAUGUUGAACAAGAGGGAGAAAAUGAAGAAGAGAAUUUUGAAAAUUCAGUUUGUCAUCCAAACCAACUCAGAGUGGAUUUUAUCCAGGCACCAUUUUCAAAACGCUCAUUAACUGAAUUCUCAAAUGGAACAGAAAUUAAAACAUUUCAAUCUACUACAAAAAACAACGAAUUUUCUCCUACAGAUGAACAUCAACGUUAUAAUAUUUUAAAGUCGAAUUGUCUUUCUGAUAACCAACUGAUUAAUGAUUCAUCUGAUAAUCAGUAUGAUAAAUCUCGCGCCUAUCCAAAAUGCGAUUGGGAUUCAUUUAAACAAAUCCAUGACAAUUUCAAAACAAUGGCUGAAAUACAAACUGAACAAUUGUCUACAAAUCAUUCAAUUUUGCAUUCAUCACAUCAUAUAUUACAUUCAGUAUAGGACAUACAAAUCAACAAUUGGAACCUUCAUAACAUUCAUACAGUCAAACCUUAUAAUUUUUACAAAAAAAAUGUAUGCUUGAGAAUUGAACGGAUUUUGUUUAUCUACUUUUGUGCUGUGUUUUGUUCUUUGAAUUGAUUUCCUUUUAUUUUGUC
Molecule: messenger RNA, 1649 nt
Organism: Heterobilharzia americana
Lineage: Eukaryota; Metazoa; Platyhelminthes; Trematoda; Strigeidida; Schistosomatidae
Source: the annotation of a GenBank genome assembly